This is a messenger RNA of Drosophila sechellia, 1692 nucleotides long. RefSeq names its product organic cation transporter protein. The record is from RefSeq and is a predicted model, not a curated record. NCBI's taxonomy places the organism in Eukaryota, Metazoa, Arthropoda, Insecta, Diptera, Drosophilidae. Bases 43 to 1644 code for a protein of 533 amino acids. The transcript is spliced from 6 exons. Gene Ontology annotation, molecular function: transmembrane transporter activity. Gene Ontology annotation, biological process: transmembrane transport.
AUCAGUUGAUGAUUCGCGAUUGCAGCGGUUCCGUGUGCCGAAAUGGAUCUCCAGAGUGUCCUGGAGAAAUGCGGCAACUUUGGCCCCUAUCAAAUCCUCCUUCUGGGACUUUUUGGAUACACAAACAUUGUGUCUUCGCUGCACUACUUUUCGCAGACCAUCAUUAGUUUCACGCCAUCGCACAGAUGUUCUCAGCCAAAAGACUAUCAACCAAAUUCCACUUCCCUGCUGUCCUGCAGUAUCGUACAGUUCGAUGUAGAAUUCAAGUGUACCUCCUGGGAUUUUGAAAGAGAAAGCGACUACGAGAGUGUCACUACAGAGCACAAAUGGGUCUGCGACGAUGCCUACAAACUGGCGGUGGGUCAGUCCUUCUUCUUCAUUGGAUCCGCCCUGGGGAGUAUAUUCUUCGGAUACUUGGCCGAUCGCAUAGGACGUCUCCCUGCCUGCGUUCUGUCGACCUUGACAGGAGCCUCUGGGGAUUUCUUUACCUCCUUCGUGGAAAGUUUGCCCUGGUUCUCGUUCACCCGGUUUAUAUCCGGUCUGUCUAUGGACACCCAGUAUGUCCUGAUGUACAUUUUGGUUUUCGAGUACUUGAGUCCACAACACCGCACCUUCGGCCUAAACAUCAUCCUGGGCGUCUUCUACUGCGUUGGGCUAAUGAUAUCCCCGUGGAUAGCUAUUUGGGUGACUAACUGGCGGCAUUACCUCUGGGCUGCAUCACUUCCAGCGCUGGGAAUGCUACUAUUCCCAGUGUUUCUCCACGAAAGCGCGGAGUGGCUGCUGACAAAGGGAAAAUUCGAAAAGGCAGAAAAAAGUCUUCGAGGUGUCGCCAAGUUUAAUGGACGCCAAGUUGAUGACUCUGUUUUCGAUGAGUUCAUUAAGCAUUACCGCGAAAAGCUAAACAACUCACAGAAUAAAACUUCGGAUACCUUUAUGGGUAUGUUGAGGACUCCAAGACUGAGAAAGUUCACCAUUAUUCUAUUGAUCAAAUCAAUGAUCAUUACAAUUGCAUUCGACAUCCUGAGUCGCAAUGUUGAAGGCGUGGGCAUAUCGCCAUUCAAGCUCUUCUCCUACUCUGGAUUUUGUUACCUGCCUGCCGGCCUUACCAUUAUCCUAUUCCAGAACAAAAUCGGGCGAAAGGGCAUGGCAUGCGCCUCCCUGUUCGUGGGUGCCAUAAUCACGGCGGCUACUGGCUACUUAGUGGCCACCUUGGAUCCAGAAGACUACUCUGUCCUUUUGGGAUUCAUGGUCAGUCUGGGAAGAUAUGGCGCAGUGGUGGCCUACGAUGCUGAGGCCCAGUAUGCAGCUGAAAUUAUUCCAACCAGUGUGAAAGGACGAGGAGUGGCCAACAUCCAUGUGGUGGGCAAUGCCUUUGCGUUCUUCAGCUCCUACAUCAUCUACUUGGGAACUUUCUACAAGCCACUGCCAUCUCUAAUGAUCAGUUUCAUUCUGCUAAUCGGCGCUUGUUUGUGCCUGGCUCUACCCGAGACUUUGCACAAAAAUCUUCCCCAGAAUCUAGAGGAGGGCGAAAUGUUUGCGAAAGGCGAGAAAUGGUACUACUUUCCUUGCUUUUCACGCCGACAGAAAUCUCAGAAGUCUGCGUCUCAAUUGGAGUCAUCCGGCGGAAUUACAAAUAAGUUAUAAGUUUUUAUACAAAAUACAAAUACAGAUUACAAGUCACUUCAAAACAUG